AUGAGUUCCGGACGUCCAGUGGUCCAUCAGGACUACAUUGCGAAAAUCAGAUACUCCAAUGCGCUCCCUCCUCCACCAUGUCCACCCAAGCUGCUAGACAUUCCCAAUACUGGUCUUUCGAGUGGGCAAUACACGUCAGCCGGCUUUGCUUCGCGGCUUGCGCGAGAGCAGUCGCUGAACAUUGAAGCGGAUGCUGAGCUGGGUAUGCCCAUCGACCUCGUGGGUAUCCCAAAGGUGUUCGAUGGAGACGAGUCUGCUAUCCAGGCCAUGCCUCAUCCGCCGCCACUCAGUGCAGCAGACAGGGCGCUGAUGCGACCGCCGAAUGCACUUGGCAAGGCUGUUGUCAGUGCAACGGGUGCCACUUUCUUGCGACGAACAGAAUAUGUCACCUCAAGUACAACCGGCGGCUCCAAGUUCGAGUCGAGCAACUCGUCCAACACGAUGCGCCUGAGGAGGAAGCGAAAGACAGUGGAGACAUCAUUGGACGACCCCACAAACAUCUCGAGACACAUCCUCAAGGGCUUCAACAUUGCCUACCCAGCAGAUGCGUACAAUGGACAGGAUAGCACGGAGAACCUUAGGGCGGCAGAGUCAACACCAGAGGAGCGAAUGGCAUGGAACAAGCCCAAGCACCCCAGGAACCCUAACUUGAAGCUGCUCGACUCGUACCCGCUCCUCCCAGAUUGGGAUGCGACGCCCGAUACAGGCGGCUACAUGGUCUUCAAAUUCAACGCGCCACCUGUCAACAACCCACUCGAUUCCUCAUACGACCCGCGUCUCGACGUGGCCUUGCUCCGCCCAGCAGGCCAGACCAUCCAAGACCAAGCAAAGUACCUCGAAGACCAGGAGGCGCACAAGCUCGACCCAACCGUUCCACCACCUAUUGCACGCUGGCAAUUCGAGUUCUUCCUCCCCUCGGACAAGAACAAGGUGCGCGGCAUCAAGCGCAACUUCACCACCUACGAACCCGCAAACGAGGACGACAUCGAUUUCGACAUUGCAGAAGACGACGAGGGCCAGCCACGCAAGUGCUUCAAGUACGACAACAUCCGCACCUACGAAACCUCGCAGCAAGUCGGCGAUCCCAGCGAUACCUACGGCGACGUCAUCGCUCUCGCCCUCCACGACCCCGAGAAGCACGAGAACGAGCCUCUACGCGACACAAAGCUGCAAAAGGCAGCUUACUUCUACCCCAUUACCCAGAGGACUAGCUUGCGACCCAGGCGGCCAGGUCGCCUUGACAUGGUUGAGGAACAACCCAAGGUAGACAUCAUUGAAGCUGCUGGUAAAGACCCCGAGACGACAGACCGAAGGGACGAGUAUAGGAAGAGGGCUGAAGCUAUUGAGGCAUAG
Messenger RNA from Pyrenophora tritici-repentis Pt-1C-BFP, 1353 nucleotides. RefSeq names its product putative rna polymerase ii- paf1 protein. The record is from RefSeq and is a predicted model, not a curated record. Gene Ontology annotation, biological process: transcription elongation by RNA polymerase II. Lineage: Eukaryota; Fungi; Ascomycota; Dothideomycetes; Pleosporales; Pleosporaceae. Gene Ontology annotation, molecular function: RNA polymerase II complex binding; chromatin binding. Gene Ontology annotation, cellular component: Cdc73/Paf1 complex.